UUUUUGCUAUAUUAGCCGGAGGCCGCGGAAGAGUUUAAGCAGUUUGAGCCUCGCAGCCGAACUUUGAGGAUCGCAGAGACGCCGUGCAAGAAAGUCGUGCAAGAUCGAGGACGAGAAAUCCCAAAGCCGAGAUUCGAGAUACGUGCUGUGAUCUGUGUUGAAUAUAUCAAAAUUGAAGAAAUCUUAAAGAAUUUUUAAAAAGUCCAGUGCUGUGCUGAAUAUAUACGCGAACGUGCGCCGCAGAAAUGUCCAACCAAAUGGAGUUUAUUAUGCAGCUCUACAUGAUGAACUUGAUGAAGCAGCAGCAGCAAAUGCAGCUGCAGCUUCCGCAGCAGCAGCAGCAGCAGCAGCAGCAGCUAGCUGGAUACACCUACACCCAGAACGAGGAUAUCACCAGCAGCACAUGCCUGCAGCAGCAGCAGCAGCAGCAUCAACAGCCAGAUCUCCGCCAGACUAGAACGCACAAGCGCAUUAGCUCGCAAAACACCAACUGUAGUAGUAGCCGUAGUUGUAGUCCCAAUAGUAAUUUGAUUGCUUUUCAACCACAACAAUACCCAGGCGCUACAGCGGCAACACCUCCCACUCCUAACAGCAACCCCAGCAACCUGGUCAAUCAGAUGCUGCUCCAGAGCCUGCCGCCGCUGACGCAGCUGAUGUUGCAGCAGCAGCAGCAGCAGCUGCAGCUGCAGCAGCACCAGCAACAUUUGCUGACCACCUCCAACCUCCUACUAACACCCACCCACACCCCCAGUUCGCUGGGCAAGCAGGAGCCACUGCAGCAUCAGUUGCUGCUGGGCCAGCUUGCCGGCUCCGAACAGCUAGCCACAAAUAACUUUCUCCAAUCCUCUACAGUGACCUCCACGCCCAUCGAGAGAGAGAAGGCAGCCACACCAGCCUUCUCCGCCGGAGCAGCUGCCGGUAACCUUUCGGCGGUCCAGGUCAAGUUUGAGCAGGAGUCCGCCGACGACGAGGACGAUGACAAGCCGCUUUCCAGCCUCACCAGCUGCAGCUCCUCGGGCCACACCAACGCCAGCUCCGAGAAGCUGCUCCUGACGGGCGUCCACCCGCUGGAGUCCACCACCGACAGCCUAGACUCACCCAGCAUGUACACGCCCGUCAAGCAGCCGGCGGACUCAUCGUACCACAUCACACCCGUCGAGAGCGAUCUGACCCCCAACACACCCCUCCAAGCGACCCAAGCCAUCUCCCUGCUGACACCACCCUCCAGUGAGCAGAGCAAGAGCCUGGUGAGCCUCUCGGCGGCCAGCGGCCUGGAUGCUCUGCUGCAGAACGAGGAGGUCCUGAAGAACCUGCGCAAGGUGUCCUCCUACCUGGAGUGCGAGAACAGCCUGUGUCGGCAGGAGAACCUGCGGGAGCACUUCCACUGCCACGAGGAGCCCUGCCAGGGCAAGAUCCUGAGCAAGAAGGACGACAUCAUCCGGCACCUGAAGUGGCACAAGAAGCGCAAGGAGAGCCUCAAGCUGGGCUUCGCCCGCUUCUCCUCCUCGGACGACUGUGCCCCAGCCUACGGAGCGGGCUGCGCCUACAACUGGAAGCAGACCCAUUACCACUGCGUCUACGAGCACUGCCCCAAGGUGUACGUGAGCACCAGCGACGUCCAGAUGCACGCCAACUUCCACCGCAAGGACUCCGAGAUCGUGAACGAGGGCUUCCGGCGCUUCCGGGCGCACGAGAACUGCCGCAUCGAGGAUUGCCCCUUCUUCGGCAAGAAAAUCUCCCACUACCACUGUUGCCGCGAGGGAUGCAAUCAUACCUUCAAGAACAAGGCCGAUAUGGACAAGCACAAAACUUACCAUCUGAAGGACCACCAGCUGAAGAUGGACGGCUUCAAAAAGAUCCUGAAGACCGAAGUUUGUCCAUUCGACGCCUGCAAGUUCUCCACCGUCUGCAACCACAUCCACUGCGUCCGCGAGGGAUGCGACUACAUCCUGCACUCCAGCAGCCAGAUGAUCAGCCACAAGAGAAAGCAUGAUCGCCUGGACGGAGAGCAGGCAUAUCAGCAGUUUAAGAUCAAGCCGGACGUGGACGAGUCCUCGUUGGAUGCCACGCCCCACCAGCAGCAGCAGCAGCAGUCCACUAGCCUCAGUCAAUCCCAGGGUAGCAGCUCUGUGUGUGGCAGCAACAGCUCCACUCCACUCUCCUCCUUGUCCGCCGAGCACUUUCUGGCUCGGAAACGCGGCAGGCCACCCAAGAAAAUCCAACUGCCAGCCGAUGCUCAGCAGUCGGAAGCCAAGCGCCCGAAGCUCGAAGAUGACUCCUCCAAUCCCGCCAUGAACUUGCCCCAGUCCCAGCCAGCCACCGCCGUGCACCCGCUGACAAGUGGACUCUUUCCCGGCCUCCUGCCCACUGGCACCGCUCCAGGAGCGGAUCCCACAGCCCCCAACUUUCAGCUCACCCACCUGAUGGCCCUCUUCCAGCUGCAGAAUCCCCUCUUCUACCAGAACCUCUACCCCGGCAUGACCCAGAAUCCCUCCAUACUCGGGAACCUGGCAGCACUUAGCGCCGCAUCAGCGGCGGCGGCGGCGGCAGCGGCGGCGAAUGGAUCCGGAGUCCAGCAACCGAAAUCCGAGUUUAGCUUUAAGCCGGAGUUUAAGGAGUAGGAAGGAUGCGUGUCCUUAGAGUAGUUUGUAGCUAGUUAGUUCGACCGACGGACGUGGGACAUUGUACAUAUGCGCUUCAAGCAGGUUUAGCUGUGUUUAAGUGGGUUCAGGCAGGUUCAGGACAAGGCAUCCUUCCCUCCACAAAAACCAACUCAACCACACUUUGAGAAGCUGCAAGUCUUCAUGCAGAGUGUAGCUGAAUUGGCUUUUGCCAAACAUUUUCCCCUAGCUUAGAAUCUCUCAGUGCCACAUUAAUUUUUAAAAUUUUCAGCUAUUUUGAAUAAAAAAAUCUUCUUGAAUUUUAGUUUGACUAAUCUGUGAUGUUUUCAUUAGAGUAGCUUUUUACUUGAUAGGAUGUAGGAUAUGCAGAACUUGGGAGACUUGGGUUGUCAAUAACAUAGCGUCUAAGCCUUACAUUGUAUGUGAUACCCUAGUAAAUAAUGACUACUUCUUUUGCUUUAUCAUUUAAGAGGAUCAUAUUAUAAUAAAUAAUUAUAAACUUUGGACAAGCAGCAUUGUUCUAAAUAAACCAACCCUACUUUAAACAAA
Messenger RNA from Drosophila erecta, 3170 nucleotides. It is a transcript of the gene cas, whose product is annotated as transcription factor castor. Gene Ontology annotation, cellular component: nucleus. The coding region runs from base 246 to 2621 and encodes 791 amino acids. NCBI's taxonomy places the organism in Eukaryota, Metazoa, Arthropoda, Insecta, Diptera, Drosophilidae. Gene Ontology annotation, molecular function: DNA-binding transcription factor activity, RNA polymerase II-specific; RNA polymerase II transcription regulatory region sequence-specific DNA binding. Gene Ontology annotation, biological process: regulation of neuron differentiation; positive regulation of transcription by RNA polymerase II. The transcript is spliced from 4 exons. The record is from RefSeq and is a predicted model, not a curated record.